Messenger RNA from Notolabrus celidotus (New Zealand spotty), 4683 nucleotides. It is a transcript of the gene fndc4a, whose product is annotated as fibronectin type III domain containing 4a. NCBI's taxonomy places the organism in Eukaryota, Metazoa, Chordata, Actinopteri, Labriformes, Labridae. The coding region runs from base 789 to 1451 and encodes 220 amino acids. The record is from RefSeq and is a predicted model, not a curated record. Gene Ontology annotation, molecular function: protein binding. The transcript is spliced from 6 exons.
AACGUUAACGCUGUCAUAUUAAAGCAGAAGAAGAAGAUUCUGCUCUGUGUGAGCGGCGGCUACAUCAAAGGUAGGCGUGAUUCUACCUGCUGCUCUCUCCUCUCAUGGCACGUGGAUGAUUAAUCAUGUUAUGCUGCGCGUCAGCGCGUGCUCUUGAGCUGGAGCGCAAAGUGCUUUUAAACCUGGAGCUUCACUUUGUGUGCGCGGACCGCGAGAGCUGCAGGGUGAGACACAGCUCCGCGUGCGUGAAUGACAAAACAUCAGUCAGGUCUGAGCGAGAGACAGAGAGCUGCUGAGCGAGCGCGAGGACAGUCUGAAAACUUACACGCGCUGUGUCCAUGGCGUCCCUUGUAAGCGCGAGGGGACCCACGAGCCUGCUGUGAGCAUCAUCAUCAUCAUCAUAAUCAUCACCAUCAUCCUCUCUGCUGUUUUCAACGCGACCUGUUCAUACCUGAGCGCGCGUGCAGCGCAGGGAUAAUGGGAGAGUCGCUCGGACGUCAGGUUGUCUCCCUCAGCGCGAGGACAUGGAUGAAGGACUUGUGGAUUUAAACCUCUAAAUGAAGAAACCCGCGCGACAAAAUGUUCCUGAAGGCAACAUUUGAUUCGUACUUUCACUGGUUAUCGAUUCACUGACCAGCUCGAGACCAAUUCAAGAGGCAGCCGUGCGUUCAUCCAUUCAUGAGAGGGAUUUCAACAUGUUGUGAGAAAUGAACGCUGUGAGUUAGCCGUCCUUCAUGCUGAGGAGACCUGUGCUGUAACCCUUGAAGAGACACCAUACCCGCAGAGACAUGGCUCGUCUGCUUGUGUUGGUCAACUCCGCCGUCCUGUUGCUUUUGGGCAGCGACAUGUUCUUGGUAGGAGCAAAUCGUCCACCAGCUCCCGUCAAUGUGUCCGUCAUGCACCUGCGCGCAGACUCCGCUACAGUAUCCUGGGAGGUUCCAGAGGGAGAUAUAAUCAUUGGCUUCUCCGUCUCACAACAGAGGCAGGACGGACACAUGCAGCGAUUCAUUAGGGAAGUAAACACCACCAGCCGCUCAUGUGUCCUCUGGGACCUGGAGGAAGAAACGGACUACAUCAUCCAGGUUCAGUCGAUCGGCCUCUACGGGGAAAGCCAAGCCAGCAAGAAGGUCCAUUUUCGUACUCUGAAGAAGACGGACCGCUUCCCCUCCAACAGCUCCAACCAAGAUGACCCCACCGUGCAGGGCCUGGAUAAAUCCCGGCAUCUACAAACAGGAGAGAUGAUCAUAAUCGUGGUGGUCCUGGUCAUGUGGGCAGCUGUUAUUGCCCUGUUCUGCCGGCAGUAUGACAUCAUCAAGGACAACGACUCAAGCAACAACAAGGAGAAGGCCAAGCCGUCGUCGGAGAGGAGCACGCCGGAGCACCACAGCGGAGGGCUGCUGCGGAGCAAGUUUCAUCCCUCUGUGCCGUCGAUCAACAUCAUUGAAGUUUGACAAGAUGGAAGCUGACGUUAAUUCCCUCUCUCUCUCUCUCUCUCUCUCUCUCUCUCUCUCUCUCUCUCUCUCUCUCUGUCUCUCUCUUUCUCUCUCUCCUCUACCAUCAAUGCACUUCGACCUUUCUCACUGAUGAGGAAACGAGAUUAAAGGAUGUAAAGUUUCUGUGGGUAUUCAUCAGAGAAUCAGGUUGAUCCGUAAUGUCUUAUCAGAGAUGCACAUGCAUGCACACAGUAUUUGUGGGGGGAACGCCGAACUACAGGGUCAGAGUGAAGCAAGAGAGCGUAGACCUGGAUUUAUGCCAGGUGUGUCUCGACUUGAACUUGUAGUCCAGUUAAAACCAAUAGAGAACGAGACUUUAAGUUGGAUUCACCUUCUAGGCUUAAACCUUCUUCUCAGUAAGGCCAGGCAUUAAUCUGGCCCACGGUCAGGGUCUGAUCUCUACAAAUAGAAUCUGUACAUGAACACAGAGAGGAUUUUUGUGUCAGAAACACUCUUCUUGUUGGAGUAGAGUUGUUCCCUACAGAAAGGGAAACUCAUGUAAAGAAAAGAUUCAUCAGUCGUAAUAGCAGAGUGUAUCUAAAGAUGGUUUAUUCUUUUAUUUAUCUCUAAAAACAGACGACAUGUAAGUGCAGAAUACAGUCCAGUCUUGGAUGUCGUCUCUACUCAAACUAAAUUCCUGCCUCUUGAGUCCCUGCUUUGACUGUAUCAAUGAUUAGUGCAUGGACGAGGAGGUCUUGGUUGCACCAAUAUCUUGGUCAGGACUGGCAGCCCCAAUAAUAUGCCUUUUCUCAUAGAAGCUACAUUAUCCACACUACUCAGAAAAACAUCUGUCUUUGCUUUGCUUUGCUCUCUGAUAUUUCCUGGUCAUACAAAAAGAAUACUCUGGUCAAAACCAUCAUUGAUGGCUUCUGUAACUUCUCUAUCAGUGGAUUAGUUCUUUGUCUUUUUAUUCACCUUGGACUGUUGUGACUCAUUAGAAAUAAGCUUCCAAUUAGCUAGACAUCUGAAGAUUUAAACAAUGGAUCCUAGUGCAGCUAUGAAAAGCCAAAGUGGAGUGUGCAUUCACAUGAACGUGGAUCGCCAGGGUGGAGUAAAUUGAAGACGAGGUUGGUUCAAAAGAAUUUAGGUCUAUCAUAAAGGCUGGUCUUAUAAAGGAAAGCUGCUCUGUUGAGACCAGCUAGUGCAUCUCACCCCAAACCAUUGACUGUAUAUAAAUAUGGACGACACACCUUUAAGUGAAACCAAAAUAGCCCCUGUGACAGACGCUGACAUGUUGCUAUGGGGGAGCCAAGGCUUGUGCAGAAGCAAUCUGGCUGGUGGAGAUGCAGGACUGAAGUCACACUUCUGCAAACCAAAUCACAUUUAACCCUCAAAGAUCUAGACAACAUUAUGUUUGAUAACUUGAACCGCUAAUCCUAUCAACAAGCUUUAAAAACUCAGUUACAGCUACAUAGACUGUAUAAAAUAUGGACGUAGUAUCUGCUGUUGAGCGAUAGUGACGUAAAGAGGCGGGCUUUGAGCUUCCUAGCCAACAGCUACAGUGCUCCCGCCUGUCAAUUAAGUCAGCUGUGCCUCUCAUUGGAAGACUCCUAAUCUCAAUAUCUUCAAAAUUGCUGCAUUAGAAAAAAAUUCACCCUCCGUACAGUGUGUGCCGAUCGAGAAAUGAGCUAUCCAGACUACACUCGUCUUGUGUACCAGACUGUAAACAUGUUUAUUAAUGCUGUAAAGAUCGCCUUUUUUUAAUUGGUGUGUAUGUGGUUUCCGGUUCAUCCGGGGUCAGCCUCAAGUGGACACUUGAUGAACUGCAGUUUUUAGCACUUCCGCAUUGGACUCAUAUUUUUAGACCAGAGGUUGCCGCUUGGUUACAGCGGACAUUCUCAGCUUUCCAUUGAUACCACAUUUGUCUCAUUCGGCAUAUUCAAAAUAAAUUCAGGAGAGUCUGGCGCCCCCAAAAAUGGUCUCGGUCUUUAAGGGUUAACUACCUGAAAGAACGUCAGAGAUCCCUCAGGUUGGUACGGACCACUGCAGAGCAGGUUCCUGUGUUGAUUUGGAGCAGACGCUCGUGUGUGUGGAAAGUUCAUUAUCUCUUGUGUCACGUUUUCUCUCACCGUGCCUCCUCUACUCUGCUAAUCUAGUGAAGAACACUGCAGGAAAUGCGAUUGUCAACAGAGCUGUCAAUCAUAGCCUCCCUAUUUUUAGCAUCAAAUAAGUGACUACAACUGAACUUCUCAGAGGAAUGAACACAUGGGCAUCAAUCUGCAUGAUAGAAGUGUCAUGGCAGGCAGCAUGUCUGAGAAACAUUUGAUGUAUCAUGUACUUUCCUAGUUGGACCCAUGUUCCAUCUGUUAACAUGGAGGAGGCGGGCUUUAUGACCUGCACUGCAGCCAGUCACCAGAUGGAGCUCUUUAUGUUUUGGCUUCACUUUUGGGAGCUAGUGUCCUCUAUGUUUUAAGUACGGUCAAAGGUCUGGACUCACAACCCUAAACACGUGUACACCCCCUGAUCCCCACAGACUCACUCCGUACAGUAGUUAACAGAACCGUUCUCCUGCAGGUGGAUAGAACCUAGAACAAAUGUUAACAUGUGGUGACGUUAACAUUGAAGUCUUUGCCAGGUGCUUGGUAUGUUAUUGCAAUACAGAACACACAGAACAACCUGUCAUCUCUGGGAGGCCUGUCUUCAUGGCUUUUAAUAGGCAGUGUAUUUUUGAUAUUGGCAUGUGCAAUUAGACACUACAGUCACCCGUUGUAGACGACUCAGCUUUAAGUAAAUCUACAUCUCUCCACUGCAAAUAGUGUCUCACAUGUAUGUAUUGUUUUGUGACAGCUGCUGCAGGUUGUUUAUAAGGAGAGAAGAAGAUGUGUGAAAACUUUAUUUAGAAGAAGAAACACAUGUAUUAUUUUUUUUUCCAAGUGUUGAAUUUAAAAUGCCAUUUUCUGGUUAACAUAAUGUAUUUUUUCACAUUUCCUGCAUAACAAACAUGUCUGUACAUAUUUCAUCCAUUUACUAAAUAAAGAUGCAUGCAGGUCAUUUGCCUGUAGAAUAGCAUUUGAUGUGCAAUCUAAGUUAGAUGCCAAAACUAGAGAAAUAAACAUUAUUGAAGUACUGUGAAGAUGUUUUUUCUGCUUUUAGAUCGGGACUUUUCCUCAUCAUAAAACACAUCUCAUACAUGUCCUGAUGAUUGUAUUUCCUGCCAUGUAAAAUAAACCUUCUUUUGAAUGUCUCAUUA